CAACUAUCGGUAUUGAAAUUGUGAAUGAUUAAAUGUUUGGUGCUAUAAAUGUUUAUUUUAUCCUGCCAAAUGAACACAACGUCACCAAAAUCAUCACUGGCUAAACUUGGUAUUCACACCAAACAAAAAUCCCUAAAAGUUAUGGUCUUGGGCCAAAGCGGGGUAGGAAAAACUGCAAUGGUGGUACGUUUCAUAACCCGACGUUAUAUCGGAGAAUAUGAUCCGAAUUUAGAGAAAAUUUAUACAUUCAACACCUCUUUAGACAAUGAUUAUGUACAUUUUGAUAUUUUGGAUGCUACAGGACAACCGAAUGAAGCCGAUUGCGUUAAUUUGGAAUCCAACAUAAGAUGGGCUGAUGCAUUUAUACUCAUGUAUUCUGUAACGGACAAGUGUAGUUUCGAUGAGUGUAAUCGCCUGAAAUUUCUAAUAAAUUACAAUAAGCGUAGAAAAAAAUUAGGUUCGAAUAGCAAGGACUGCAUGGCGGAAGUUCCGGUAAUAUUAGUUGGCAACAAAACCGAUCAAAUUGGGGAUAGAAUGGUAACAGUGGAGGAAGGUCAACGUAGAUUUAAAGAAUUAAGCUGUGCAUGUUUUCAUGAAAUAUCUGUUAGAGAAAGUGUUGAACAAGUCCAAUCAGUAUUUCGAGAUGUAUUUCGAUUUUGGCGUGUUUUUAGCAAGUUUCCCAAACUUAAACGUUCCACUAGCGAUGUACAAAAUGAAUCUCUAAGUCCCGACUCGGGAUGUUCCUUUUAUGACACCGCCUAUUUGGCAAAUGAAACCAGAAGAUCAUUUCUAGUCAUUGGCACAGCUUGCUUAGAGGAGAAUGAUCAUUCUGAGUCCACCGAUGAAAUUAGCUGCAGCAGUUUGAGAAGUUCAAGCAGUGAACUGGAAACGCCAUUUCGUAGUCGUGCCUCUACUGAUGGUACGUUAUUAUCGCGGCCACGAAGAUGGCGUUAUCCCCCACCAGGCUGCCUAUUACCUCAUACAAAUCGUGUGGAGAGACGCAUGAGCAUUUCCACGCGAGGCAGUAAUGCUAGUUAUUAAUAAUAAUAAUAAUAAACUAUA
This is a messenger RNA of Calliphora vicina (urban bluebottle blowfly), 1062 nucleotides long. RefSeq lists its product as uncharacterized. The record is from RefSeq and is a predicted model, not a curated record. Gene Ontology annotation, molecular function: GTP binding; GTPase activity. NCBI's taxonomy places the organism in Eukaryota, Metazoa, Arthropoda, Insecta, Diptera, Calliphoridae. The coding region runs from base 49 to 1041 and encodes 330 amino acids. The transcript is spliced from 4 exons.